This is a messenger RNA of Candoia aspera, 960 nucleotides long. Its product is annotated as olfactory receptor 1C1-like. Bases 1 to 960 code for a protein of 319 amino acids. The transcript has a single exon. Gene Ontology annotation, cellular component: membrane. The record is from RefSeq and is a predicted model, not a curated record. Lineage: Eukaryota; Metazoa; Chordata; Lepidosauria; Squamata; Candoiidae. Gene Ontology annotation, molecular function: odorant binding; G protein-coupled receptor activity; olfactory receptor activity. Gene Ontology annotation, biological process: G protein-coupled receptor signaling pathway.
AUGUUGGUUGCAGAGAAAGAAAAUGAGACAGGCAUCACAGAAUUUAUCCUUUUAGGGUUGAGAAACCCUGGUGAACUGCAGCCUUUUCUUUUUUUGCUCUUCUUGGUGAUUUAUCUUGUGACAGUAAUUGGGAACAUCCUCAUCAUUGUGUUAGUUGCAGCGGACCAACACCUUCACACCCCCAUGUACUUCUUCCUGGGAAAUUUGUCUUGCCUCGAAACCUGCUAUUCUUCAACUAUCUUGCCAAAAAUGUUGACCAGUUUGCUAACUGGAGACAGAACGAUUACUGUGAGUUGUUGCCUAACCCAAUAUUAUUUCUUUGGCUCUUGUGUGGGUGUAGAAACAUUUCUCCUUGCAGCAAUGUCUUAUGACCGUUACUUGGCAAUAUGUAGACCUUUGUUUUAUACUUCUAUUAUGAACAGUAAGUUUUGUUUCCAGCUUAUGGCUGGGGUAUGGAUAAAUGGUCUGAUAGUUAAUAGCAUUGUUGUGUCUCUGCUAGCCCAGCUCUCUUUCUGUGGAUCCAAUAUAAUAGACCAUUACUUAUGUGACUUGACUCCAUUGGAAAAACUGACCUGCAGCGAUCCUACACUAUUUAAACACAUUGUUCUCCUCUUGUCCUUUGUUUUUACCAUUCCUCCAUUUUUACUGACCUUCAGUUCUUAUGUUUGCAUCAUUGCCAGCAUCAUAACAAUCCAAUCUACAGUUGGAAGGCAAAAAGCUUUUUCUACCUGCUCUUCUCAUCUCAUGGUGGUUUGUCUUUUUUAUGGCACAUUAAUCAUUGUCUAUAUGUUCAGAGACACCCCCACUAUGACACACCUCAAUAAAAUCUUCUCUAUGUUUUAUACAAUCCUGACUCCUCUGGCCAAUCCCCUCAUCUACACUUUAAGAAAUAAAGAAGUUCACAAAGCCUUAAGUCGGGUUCUCAUGAAAUUUACAAUUGUUUGGGGAAAAUGUCCUUAG